UUCGUUCAAAUACUUUUACUCCGUUCAGUUUGUUUACUGUAAUUGAGUGACACUUUUACCACAAUAAUUUUGAUUAGAGCUAGUACCAAUUUGCAUGUUCUUUGGUAAAAGGAUUUUUGUUCUUGGGUAACUUUUACUAUUACUACACUUAUCCGCUUUAAUAUCAGCAUUGAUUAUAAUAUCCUACAAAAAUUCUACUAAAAAUGUUAACAAAACAUCUGCUGUGUGUUUUCAUUACUGCAUCGUUGUCCAGGGGAUUCACUCUGCCCACGGACUGGAAGACCCGGAUUGAUAAAAGUGUGUUGGAGGAAGGACAAGCGAACAACCGAUUACUGUUUAAUGCAGAUGACAUUAUAUGGGAUGAAGAGGUUUCAGGUUCUCAGAAUACCGAAGUGCUGCGAACUGGGCAUUUGGCCGAGUAUAAUUACUGGCCAAAGGAAAAGCCUAUUCCUUACCGCAUCCAACAAGAAUACAGUAUUUGGGACCGUCGAAAGAUUGAAGCAGCUAUGCGUUUCAUCGAAAACGAAACCAAAUGCCUACAAUUUCAGAGGCAGACCAGAGAAGGGGAAUACAUCCACUUCCGAGUGGGACGAUAUUCGUCGCAGUGCGAGGCCCAAAUAGGACGGCAUCCGGGCAGCUUAACCACGGUGUUCAUGGGGACAGGCUGUCUAGCGUCACAGGGAACAAUCAUACACGAGAUUCUCCAUGCUCUGGGAAUGUUCCACGAGCAGAGCCGGCCGGAUCGUGAUGAUUAUGUGGAAAUCUAUGCCGAAAACAUAGAACCGCGAGCGCUGCACAAUUUCGCAGUGCUACGGAAUAUGUCGAUGUACGGCACGCAAUAUGACGUAGAAUCCAUAAUGCAUUACCACCCUUUCGAGUUUAAAAAGAAAGGCAGCAACCAACCAACCAUCCUACCGAAAUUAGGGGAAAACAAGAAGAUGGGACAGCGUCAGACUUUAACGCAUCUGGAUGUUGCCAAACUGAAGCAAGCAUAUUGUUCGUGGUCGGUACCGGAGCAACCUAUUCUGGAUAACAUGAUACAGCGACCAAGCUCUGGACAAAACCAAAGCUAUGCUAUUCAGGCUAAUUUGCCAACCCGUAUAUUGAUUUCCACUACCCCACUUCCGGUGACAGAAGCGACAACUGGCAUUAUCCAAGGAAGCUCUUCCACGAAUCAGUUGCAAAUGCAAGAAGAGCCUAUUGCGCUGCCGUUGAUGAUUGCCACUGCAUCCAGCUCACAAAGCAGUACGUUCCGCUCGACAUCGCGAUCGGUCCGGCGUAAAACUUCUCUUCGAAGUCUUCGCCAGCGAUUGGGUGUGUUAUUCGGGUCAAGUUAGAGAUCUAUGAUAUUUCUCAUGUGUUACAUUAUUGCAAUUGCUUCAGCGACGAAUGCCCAGUCUAGCGUUCAAUGUGCGGUAGUUUGUGAUGCUUUUUAUUUAGUUUUUGUAAAUCUUAAGCCAGUCGAUGACCCUGAUUUGAUUAAAAAUGUGAAAGUAAUUUUAUUUUGUG
This is a messenger RNA of Paramacrobiotus metropolitanus, 1509 nucleotides long. RefSeq names its product hatching enzyme 1.2-like. The record is from RefSeq and is a predicted model, not a curated record. The transcript has 4 exons. Gene Ontology annotation, molecular function: metalloendopeptidase activity; zinc ion binding. NCBI's taxonomy places the organism in Eukaryota, Metazoa, Tardigrada, Eutardigrada, Parachela, Macrobiotidae. The coding region runs from base 204 to 1337 and encodes 377 amino acids. Gene Ontology annotation, biological process: proteolysis.